AGCUCAAAUCUGGAGACGUUUUCUAACUCCCAUGGCUAUUCAGAGAAUUCCCCAUUUCCCCCACCCGACCGCUCAUCCCCGUCGCUCUUCUCGGCCCCUCAGUGACAAAAACCUUUCCCUAGCCCCGUAAGCUCGGCGGCGUCGGACUGAGGACGGCGAUUACCCGGUGACGGCGGUGGCGCAGGAGCGACGGCGGCGACGUUCCUUUGGCUGAGGAGAGGCAGGACUCAGGAGCGAUGGCGUGGGCGAUCGAGCGACGUAGAACAGAUAUGUUUGAAUAAAUAUUCACUGUGUUUUUCUGAAAUCCUAAAGCAUGCAGGAAUAUGGUUGAAAUCCUAAAGCAUGCACCUCUAAUAAAUAUGGUUGAAGUUUAUUGAUUAUUUCCAUGGGUUGAAGAUGUAUGGUUAUUGUAGGAGUUUUGGCUUGAAGGUAACCGUCUAGAGCAGGAAUAAUAUUGGUAAAUAAUAGUAAACACACCAUAUGGAUGGAUCCUUAGUAAAUACUAAAACGAUGGACAGUUCAGUGUGAAGCACAAAGACCAUGGAUAGGUCAUUAGAAGGAAGUGUGGCUUCUAAUGUAUUGGGAGAAGGUACGAAUGGAAUAAACAAAUUAACAAAAAGAAUUAGUGCCUCUUUAAAAAAUGAAAUUUGCCUCAAUGGAGCAGAGGGAAUAGCCACUGCUGUAGAUGAUUCCAAGCAACAUAACAUGUAGUUGACAGAGAUACGACAGGAAGAAGUACAAUUGGUGUUGAUGGAUCUGUAAAAAAUACUGGAAACGUGGAUCCACUAGUGAAAAAGGUGUAUGAGACAACUGAUUAUCUACGGCUGGAACCGAAGGUGGGUAUGGUUUUUCACUUUGAAGAGGAAGCAUUUAAUUUCUAUAAUUCAUAUGCUAAAAGAAAAGGUUUUAGCAUACGCAAGGGGCAUCUUUCUCGAAGAAGAGAUAAUAGCAUACGUGAUAGACACUAUGUAUGUAGCAAUGAAGGUACUCGUCAAGAGCAUCACACUCAUGUAACUAAGAAACCUCGACCGUUGGAGAGAACAAAAUGUUUGGCUCGUAUUGAGUUCAAAGUGAACCGUUGUAAUGCAUGGGUAAUAAAUAAGUUUGUUGAAGAGCAUAAUCAUCCACUUUCAAGCCCAAAUAAGAUACACAUGUUGCGUUCUCAUAGAAAGAAAUUACUUGUUGAACGGGCAAAUUUUACUGAAGCAGAUUACUAAUGUGGGGUUAAACCAUCUCAGAUGCAUGAUAAUCAUUCAAAGGAGUUACAUGGCACAGAAGAUAAUGAAUUACAUAUGAAGAAUCAGUCAUUCUUGAGCACUACAAGGCUUAGGGAUCUUGAGAAAGGAGAUGCACAGUUCGUUCUAGAUUUUCUGAAAAAUAAACAGUCUGAUGAUCCAUCAUUUUUCUAUGCAGUACAAAUUGAUGAAAAGGAACGCUUGACCAAUUUCUUCUGGGUAGAUGGACAGUCUAAAAAUGAUGUUGCCUACUUUGGGGAUGCAUUCUUGUUUGACACAACCUAUCGGACGAGCAGUUUUGACAUACCUUUUGCAGCAUUUGUUGGUGUGAAUCAUCAUAAGCAAAUUGUUAUAUUUGGGAAUGCAUUACUUCUGAGUGAUUCUGUUGGAUCCUUCAUUUGGCUAUUUAAUACUUUUGUGGCUGCUAUGUCUGGAAGAAAACCAAAAACAAUUUUCACAGAUCAAUGUGCUGAAUUAUCCCAAGCAGUUACUAUGUCUUUCCAUGAUGCAUCCCAUCAGUUUUGUUUAUGGCAUAUAUUAAAAAAUGUUCCCAAAAACCAUUCUGUGUUCAAUUGUGAACUCAACUUUCACAAAGAUUUUGAAGAUUGCAUAUUUGGAGGUAGCUCUGAAGAAGUUUUCAGUAAGCUAUGGGACAACUUGCUUUCUAAACAUGGUCUUGGAAGUAGUGUAUGGUUGAAGGAUUUGUACCUGAGCAGAAAGAAAUGGGCUCUUCCUUACCUUAACAGUUCAUUUUGUGCUACCAUGAUGACAAAACAAUGGGCUGAAAGCAUGGAUAAUCUCUUUAAGAUUCAUUUCUACAGGAAAUUGCCUCUUCCAAAAUUUAUUGCACAAUACUUCAAGGCCUUAACUCAACUACGUGAGAAGGAACUUAUUGAAGAUUACGAAUCUAGGCAAACUAAACCUGCCUUAUUGGUUGAUAUACCUGUUCUAGCUGAAGCCGCAGAAUCAUAUACGAGGAGAAUAUAUGUGGAUUUUGAAUACGAGUAUAAGAGCCAACUUGCUUGCCUAUAUGAACUUACUGCGAUGAAUGGGACAAUAUAUACUUUCAGUCUCAGUUCCUCAAAAGUGCACUGGGAUUGUUGAGUUUAGUCCGUCCAAUCUUACAAUUAAAUGUAGCUGCAAGAAGUUUGAAUCAAUGGGUGUCUUGUGUAUGCAUGCUUUGAAGGUUCUUAAUAAUAAUAACAUUCUCUUCCUACCUCCUCAGUAUAUUUUGAGAUGGACCAAGUAUGCCAAAGAUGGCAUAGUGUAUAGUGUACCACCAUAAGUAGAGGACUCCAGUGCCCCAGAUUCAUUGACUUUGAGAAAGUCACAUGUGUCACAAGUCAGUUGCAGUAAAAUUUCUCCUUCCAAAGAUGCCCUUGAGAUUCUUGAACAUGGACUCGAUAGAUUCAUUUCAGAAAUGGAAAAUAUUUUACAUGGUGCUCCUUGGACCAAACAAUCACAAAAUAUAAACAUUGUUGAUGAUGUGCAACAGAACACAUUAGAAACAAGUGGUAUUUGUUUUGAUGGUUUUGAGUUUUCUGUUAGAUGACAGUAGAUUCAAUUAUCUGUUGAAAUCCUACAUGUGGUCCAUCUCCAACUUGAGGCACUUAUACAAGUUUCUGUUUGCAGCGACUUGGUAGACUCACUGAUCGACUCUUUUACUAUAAAUGUUGGGCAAUCUUGAUUCUUGAAGCAUAUCAUUUAACUCAUUGGAGCCACUUGAU
Zingiber officinale is the source of this 2962-nucleotide messenger RNA. RefSeq names its product protein FAR1-RELATED SEQUENCE 5-like. The transcript has 2 exons. NCBI's taxonomy places the organism in Eukaryota, Viridiplantae, Streptophyta, Magnoliopsida, Zingiberales, Zingiberaceae. Gene Ontology annotation, biological process: regulation of DNA-templated transcription. Bases 1239 to 2339 code for a protein of 366 amino acids. The record is from RefSeq and is a predicted model, not a curated record.